AUGGAGAUAUUUCAGCCGAAUGUGGGAAACAACACCCAUGGCUAUUUUGCACAUCCUGUGCCGACUACCCAUUAUGAGAUCAAAACGAGUGUCAUUCAGCUGUUGAAGGAUAACUGCCAGUUCUAUGGGUUGCCUAGGGAAGAUCCUAACGCACAUCUUGCAAACUUCUUGGAAGUAUGUAGCACAUUCAAGAUGGACAACAUGACUGACGACGAGGUAUGGCUUCGCCUGUUCCCAUUUUCUCUGAAUGAUAAGGCGAAACAAUGGCUUCACGCUCUACCUAGCGCAGGCAUUAACACUUGGUCUGAUUUGGCGAAAGCGUUCUUGCACGAGUAUUUCUCCAUGGCAAAGACUGCAAAGCUGACCAGGGAUAUUAUGCUCUAUCAGCAACUUGAUGGGGAAUCAGUUCAUGAAGCUUGGGAGCGCUAUAAGGAGAUGCAGAGGCAAGUUCCGCAUCAUAACAUCACUCGGGAGAAUCUGAUCCAAACCUUUUAUAAUGGAGCAACUGAACUGGGGAGAAGCACGAUUGACGCAGGCGGAGGAGGGUCUCUGAUGAGAAAAAUGGCGGAUGAAGCAUUCGAUCUGUUAGAUGAGAUGGCAGUAAAUGGCUGUUUUUGGCCAUCUGAAAGGGCGAAGGCACCUGCGCAGAGAGGAGUUAUGACAGUUACUGCUGAGUCUGCAAUGGAGGCUUUAAAAUCGAAGACUGUAGCACUGCAAAAUCAAGUAGAUUUUCUUACACGGCAGGCUGCAGGAGUUAAUAUUAACAGUGUAGCUGCCAUUCAGAGUAACUGCGAGGUAUGUGGGGAGCAUGGUCAUAUGUCGAAUGAAUGUUCUGUAUGGGGUCAGCCUAACAAUGAGCAAGUCAAUUUCGUGGGAGGACAAAGACAGGGCAAUGAUCCAUACGCUUCCACUUACAACCCAGGAUGGAGGAAUCACCCGAAUUUCUCAUGGAAGGACAAUGGGGGUAAUGCCAACAAUCAGGCAGGUCCGAUCUUUCAGGGCGGACAGAGGCCACAACAGAAUCAGGGCAACUACCAGAAUCAAGGGAACUUUCAGAAUCAGGGGAAUUUCCAACAUCAAAACAACAGACCGCAGCAUCCACCUGGCUUCCAACAAAGAGAGCAAGGCGAGUCUCUCCACAGCAAGUUUGAUAAAUUGAUGGAGAUGAUGAUGAAGAAGGAUGCCGAGACGCAGCAAACAUUUAAAAAUCAUGCUGCCACAAUUCAUAACCUUGAGGUGCAGAAUCAGUAG
Messenger RNA from Mercurialis annua (annual mercury), 1251 nucleotides. RefSeq lists its product as uncharacterized. The transcript has a single exon. Gene Ontology annotation, molecular function: zinc ion binding; nucleic acid binding. Bases 1 to 1251 code for a protein of 416 amino acids. The record is from RefSeq and is a predicted model, not a curated record. NCBI's taxonomy places the organism in Eukaryota, Viridiplantae, Streptophyta, Magnoliopsida, Malpighiales, Euphorbiaceae.